This is a messenger RNA of Penicilliopsis zonata CBS 506.65, 921 nucleotides long. RefSeq lists its product as hypothetical. Bases 1 to 921 code for a protein of 306 amino acids. The transcript is spliced from 2 exons. The record is from RefSeq and is a predicted model, not a curated record. Lineage: Eukaryota; Fungi; Ascomycota; Eurotiomycetes; Eurotiales; Aspergillaceae.
AUGCCAUCUCCUCGAGCGAGGACCUGUACUUCUUCAUUUCUGACGAACCGCUGGCCGGCCUCAUCCAGGACUCCUCGAGCCCGCAUCCCGGCAGCGUCCUUCUUCUCGACCUCUCCACCACGUCUUCACGCCGCCAGUCGCGAGCCGACAUACUAUGAGGUCCUCAAUGUCCCUGUGACGGCCACAGCAACAGAUAUAAAAAAAUCAUUCUAUGCCCUGUCCCUCCGUCACCAUCCAGACCGCAACAGAGACGACCCGAACGCAACGUCACGCUUCGCCCGCAUCUCCUCAGCCUACCAUGUCCUCAGCAACAGCGCCAAACGCGCCAUCUACGACCGCGACAACGGCAUCCAUGCCCACAUCCCCUCCACGCACAGCACCGCACAUCCAGGCCAACACCCGAUGGGCAGCCACAGCAGCCACUCGCAGGGUGCGGGCGCCUCCUAUGCAGGGUCCCGACCGGCAAGUGGACUGAGUAAGAGACGGGGCACGUUCCGGGGGCCACCGCCGAGUUUCUACGCGCAUGGCGGGUACGGGAAUAGAAAACCCCCGCCUGGCGCUGGCGCUUCCUCUUCCUCUUCCUCUUCCUCGUCUUCUUCUUCGUUCAAGGCUGCCUCAUCGUCAGCAAAGGAGGAAGACCCGACCUCCUUCAUUUAUCGAAACCCUGUUCACCAUUUCGAUGCAAGAAGCCACUAUGCCACCCAGAAGGCAGAGGAUAACCGCCGCCAACAACGGCGGACCCGUGAGAGAAAUGCCUCUGACAUUGAUCGGCACAUUGGCGGGAACGGCGACUUUGCCGUCCGCUUCAUCCUCGUCUGUGGCAUCCUCAUGGCUACCGCAGGUAUCGCCGGGUUUUUCCAGUGGCCGCACGGUCAGUUGGUCAGGGAUGACAGGUUUUCAAGGAAGAAGGAAGCAGGCUAA